Molecule: messenger RNA, 384 nt
Organism: Oppiella nova
Lineage: Eukaryota; Metazoa; Arthropoda; Arachnida; Sarcoptiformes; Oppiidae
Source: the annotation of a GenBank genome assembly
AUGGAUUCCGUGUCGAUGGGAAUGGGAGGUAUGGGUCGACGGGUGGGUGCAGUGGUGGCACAACAGGAGUACUUACUUCAGGGCAGCAUUUUAGACGACUCUUGUGAACAACUUCUGCACAAAUUGCGGGGUUUUUGCGACAAUUGUGACUCAAGUCCGGAGACAUUUCAAGACCACGAGAUGGUGUUCACCAUACGGGCGCCCAACGGAUCCAACACCUCCCUCCGCGUGCGCAAGUCCAUGGAUGUCCUCCAAAACCCAUACCAUUUGCGAUAUUUGGGUCAACAGGAGUUGGGCGACAAGAAUAGGGCCACAAUUGUCCGCAAUUGCAUCGAUUGCAGCACUUCUUCGGACUGCGUGUCGUUCCUCCAGGAAAUGGGUUUC